CACAAAAGAAGAAGAAGAAGAAGAAGCGGAAGAGCGAACCGUUUACUGACGGAGAAAACAGAGGACAUUUUUUAAAAUUGAUUGUGGGGAGCAGCUGUUGUGUUAAAAGAUAUAGACCAAUCUGAUAUAAAUACUUAUUUAAAAUUUUUAAUAAUUAUGAAUCAUUUGCGAAGAUGAAACGGCAACGAAAGCGUCUGAGUGAAGACUUCUGAUAGAUGGUCCGAAACACCUACAGCGAAGUCUGAAUUCCUUAUACAGCCCAACACACCACCCCACCAUGUCUGAUGAGGAGAGGUCAGAGGUCAAGCUUGAGGAGGACGGGGGCAUGCCUCUGCUUGCCCGCCACCAGCCACAUGACUCCUAUUGCCUUGUCUAUGGCAUAUUUUUCGUGCUGGGAAUUGGCUCGCUGCUGCCAUGGAACUUCUUCAUCACAGCGAAGCAUUACUGGCUCUACAAGCUAAACAACAGUUCCAGCCCAGCCAGCCAUGAAGAGCUCCACACUAAUCUCAGCGAUUACUUCGAGAGCUACCUUACCAUUACAUCCACUGUUCCUUCAGUGUUGUGCCUAGUCCUCAAUUACCUCCUAGUGAACAGGCUGUCCUCUGAUGUUCGGAUCCUUUUCUCUCUGGCUGUCAUCCUGCUCGUGUUCAUAGUCACUACAGUGCUGGUGAAGAUGGAUGUGUCUGGCUGUAGAGAGAAGUUCCUAGGUGGUACUUUGGCCAGUGUUGCGCUGGUCAGUGGAGCCUCUAACAUUUUCAGUGGCAGCAUGUUCGGCAUCAGUGCACAUUUCCCCAUGAGGAUUUCACAAGCACUCAUAUCAGGUCAAGCCAUGGGUGGCACUUUGAGUGCAGUGGCAUCCAUAGUGGAUCUGGCUGCAGCAAGUGAUGUGACCAGCAGUGCAUUAGCUUACUUCCUUACUGCUGACAUCUUCAUUCUGUUCUGCAUCAUCAUGUACCUGAUGCUGCCCAAACUGGCCUACUCCAGGCACUACCUGGAGGCUUCCUGCGCUGGCACUGCCACCACAUCUGAUGGCUCUCUGUCCACUCCAGAAUCCACCAACAAUCCAACUGUCACCUCUGUGCCCCCUCUCAAACCCAUCAUGGGAAAAAUGUGGACACUGAGCAUAUAUGUCUUCUGGGUCUUUUUCAUCUCAAUCACCAUCUUCCCAGCUAUCUCCUCAGGCAUCCAGUCAGUGGAUAAAGACUCAGGAAGCCCCUGGAGCAGCACCUACUUUGUGCCACUCACCAGCUUCCUUCUGUACAAUGUGGCAGACUUCUGUGGUAGGCAGAUCACAAUUUGGCUGCAGAUUCCUGGCCCAACCAGCCCUGUGUUACCUAUCCUUGUGGCUUGCAGGACUGCAUUAGUGCCACUCUUUAUGUUCUGUAACUACCAGCCCCGGUAUCACCUGCACCAGGUAUUUUUUGCCCAUGACAUUUUCCCUGUGCUGUUUGUUUGCCUGCUGGGGCUCUCAAAUGGAUAUCUGGGUACACUGACCAUGAUUUAUGGGCCCAAGGUGGUGCCACGUGACCUGGCAGAACCAGCUGGUGUGAUCAUGUCCUUCUUCUUGGCAGCGGGGCUGGCGGCAGGCUCUGCCCUCUCUGUUUUGCUUGUCUACAUCUUAUGACACAACUUUUAGACCAUUUUAGGGAAACUGUUUAAUGUAGGUGUUUACAUAUAGCGCCAUCAAAUUUUUCUCAUUCAUUGACUGCUAAUUGGUUCCUCUUAAAUUUAGAUUGCCAUUUCAUAACUACAGUCUUAAACUUUUUUUAAGCCACAAGUAAAAGCUGAUUAGUCAGCCUCAUAUCAUUUGAAAUAUAGGGAAUGUGGACUUUCUAUGGCACUUUUAUAUGUUAAAUAUUAAAGAAUUUCAUAAAAAUUAAGAAAAAUCAAUUAUUAUAGCUUUUCUUACAACAGUUGCUUAGAGUUUAAACUGGUCAUCUAGAUGGCUGCGUUUAAUCUGGAUGGUUCUAAACGGCAAUCAUCGUUAACAUCUGGGGAAUCACAUGUUGUCAAAACCAAGAAACCUUAAACUGUGGAGAGCCUGCUGUCAAAAGGGGAACGCGAUAGAGCCUGUGCUAAAAUGAGAAUAAAUAUUGACAUGGCUUUUGAGAGGUGGCUACUACUCUGAGAUCUGAAGGUAUUGAAGUCUGAUGAGGACAUGGCUUUUUUCUGUCUAACAGGUAAGACAUUUUUGUGGCUCAGUAUGUACUGGGCUGAGGAUGAGUAGCUGGUGGCUACACCAGAUACUGACUGUUACUUUUGCUAUUGACAACCCCUCCCACCACACACACACACACACUCUUGUUCCGGGACUCAAUAUUCAAUUUCUGCUUGUCAAAUGUCUGUGUAAAUUGUUCUGUCUGUUGUUGAAUGUUUUUAUGUUAAUACAAACAUUUACACACACACACACACAUAUAUAUAUAUAUAUAUAUA
This is a messenger RNA of Ictalurus punctatus (channel catfish), 2433 nucleotides long. RefSeq names its product solute carrier family 29 member 3 (gene slc29a3). The transcript is spliced from 6 exons. The coding region runs from base 278 to 1624 and encodes 448 amino acids. Gene Ontology annotation, biological process: nucleoside transmembrane transport. Gene Ontology annotation, molecular function: nucleoside transmembrane transporter activity. The record is from RefSeq and is a predicted model, not a curated record. Lineage: Eukaryota; Metazoa; Chordata; Actinopteri; Siluriformes; Ictaluridae. Gene Ontology annotation, cellular component: Golgi apparatus; plasma membrane.